UUGGUUUUUGUGUGGAGUUUGGUGUUUGGAUUUUGAUAUUGGAAGGUUUAUGCAUGUUGGGGUGAGGAAUGGUCCACGCCAGUAAGAAUGAGGCGUUAACGCUUCCUUCCUUAUCUCUUUGUUACGCUUUCUUAGAUUCAGCUUUCACAACACAACACAAGACAUGAACAUGGCUUCCCUGACUGCCCCAAAGCACUACUCCCUCCCCACCUUCCUCCGCCCUCAAUCUCCCAAAUACCCUUCUCACUAUCCACUCCUUUCCACAUCCUCUGCUUCUCAAUUCUGUGGCCUCAAGCUAUCUUUCUCCACUCCCAAUGCCAAUGCUGCUUCUCCGCUUCUACUUCCUUCCGUUUUUGCCAAGGUGAGUAAAGGUUCAAAGCCACCACCAUUCACGCUCAAAGAUCAAGAUGGAAAGACCGUGAGCCUCUCCAAAUUCAAAGGCAAACCUGUGGUUGUCUAUUUCUACCCUGCAGACGAGACCCCUGGCUGCACCAAGCAGGCUUGUGCUUUCAGGGACUCCUACGAGAAGUUCAAGAAAGCAGGAGCCGAGGUUGUUGGAAUCAGCGGCGACGAUCCUUCCUCUCACAAGGCUUUUGCCACCAAGUACAGACUUCCAUUCACUUUGUUGAGUGAUGAGGGUAACAAAGUCAGGAAACAAUGGGGAGUACCUGGUGAUUUCUUUGGAGCAUUGCCUGGCAGAGAGACCUAUGUUCUUGACAAGAAUGGUGUCGUUCAACUUGUUUACAACAACCAGUUCCAACCUGAAAAGCACAUUGAUGAGACCUUGAAACUACUUCAGGGUUAGUUAGUUACUUAUCUGUAUUCUCUUGGGAUGUCACAUUGCUAUCUAAGCAAGGUUCUUGUUGGAUUAACAAGUACAUAUCAUUCGCCCAAUGCUAGCUUCACAUACAUUUAUCAAAUAAAACCAACCAUUACGAUAACUUUAAAGGAUUUAUAAUUUAUUCAUGGAUAUAUUAUUAUCUGACACUGUAAAACAUGACUCUGCUAUAUAUAUAAAGUAGCUAGCAAGACUCAUCCCUAAAA
Molecule: messenger RNA, 1044 nt
Organism: Arachis ipaensis
Lineage: Eukaryota; Viridiplantae; Streptophyta; Magnoliopsida; Fabales; Fabaceae
Source: RefSeq, a predicted model, not a curated record